Molecule: messenger RNA, 738 nt
Organism: Zea mays
Lineage: Eukaryota; Viridiplantae; Streptophyta; Magnoliopsida; Poales; Poaceae
Product: ATPase inhibitor
Exons: 3
Coding region: 111-401 (96 amino acids)
Cellular component (GO): respiratory chain complex I
Source: RefSeq, marked validated
AACGUGUCGACGCGGUCGUGUGUGUUCCUGGUGAGGAAGCGAACCCUGCCUGCUUACUUGCCGGGCAAGAAGUGAGAACAGCGUGGGGUGCGGAAGCGACCGGACCGGGGAUGGCUACAAGAAGGACCGUGGCGGCGAGCGUUACUGCCCAGCGGCCUGCGUGGGCGGCCGUGGCGAGGAGGAUGGAGGGCGUGUCGCGCUACUUCAGCGACAAGGCCUCCGGCAGGCUGCUCAGCGAGGAGGAGCGCGCCGCCGAGAACGUCUACAUACAGAAGAUGGAGCGGGAGAAGCUGGAGAAACUGAGGAGGAAGGAGGACAAGGCCAAGGCCGAGGCGGCCAAGAGGGCCGCCGCCGCCGCCAGAGGCGACACGAAGAAUGGUGAGGAGGCUCAUCCGAGCUGAUUGAUCAUCGCAAAAUCAGACCGGUGCUCCCGUGAAUCCUGUGAUGCUGUACUACUGAUGACACGUAGAUGCAAAUAGACGCCGUCGUACUAGGUACUACUCUGCAUGGAGAGGAACGUUUGCUCUCUUUUGCAACUCUGCUCGUCGUGUCGUGUGUAAUCCCAUCCCUGUCACGGUUGUGAACUUCGCUUGUAGCUAGCGACGGUUUUGCCUUGCCUUGUCCCUUGUCGGUGCAACUGGAGUGGAGUGGAGGCGUCCUUGAGCCUCUUCCAUGUACAUAGGUUGUCAAUAAUAAUAAUGAAUAAAUGUAGUCCCCUCGUCGAAAACAAUAAAAAAA